This is a messenger RNA of Priapulus caudatus, 1708 nucleotides long. Its product is annotated as molybdate-anion transporter-like. The transcript is spliced from 15 exons. Gene Ontology annotation, molecular function: molybdate ion transmembrane transporter activity. Gene Ontology annotation, cellular component: membrane. The record is from RefSeq and is a predicted model, not a curated record. Lineage: Eukaryota; Metazoa; Priapulida; Priapulimorpha; Priapulimorphida; Priapulidae. The coding region runs from base 5 to 1708 and encodes 567 amino acids. Gene Ontology annotation, biological process: molybdate ion transport.
UGAUAUGUUUGUAAGCACAUUGUACGUACUCGGUACAUUCUGCGCUGCCGUCUACUGGCUAACCAAAGCAACCGUUCCAGCCAACAAAGAUGCGUCAUUUGUUGAAUUUCAGCGUUCGUAUAUGUCCGUGUACAUACUCGCAACAGGAGCAGACUGGAUUCAAGGGCCACAUGUGUAUGCCCUCUAUCAAAGCUAUGGGAUGAAAGCACAUGAGAUUGAGAUUCUAUUUGUGGCUGGAUUCUCCUCAUCCAUGUUGGUUGGCACUAUCAUUGGCUCAUUUGCAGAUACUUUUGGCAGAAGAUCUAACUGCAUACUUUAUGGAAUACUUUACAGUUGCGCCUGCAUUACAAAGCAUUUUCCCAACUUCUGGAUUCUCAUGAUUGGGCGGGUGCUUGGAGGAGUGGCCACAUCUAUUCUGUACAGUGCAUUUGAGUCCUGGGUGGUUUAUGAACAUCAUCAUUUAGGAUUUGACAGCUCAUCCUUGGGUGUCCUGUUCAGUCAUGCUACACUAGGAAACUCACUGGUUGCCAUAGCAGCAGGCUUGAUUUCUCAGGUUGUGGCAGACAAGUUUGGCUUUGUUGCACCAUUUGAUGUCUCGAUGCUUGUGCUCAUGGUCAUGGCCAUCAUGAUCGCUUGCCUUUGGAAGGAAAAUUGUGGUGAUGCGGGAUUGCCGCUAUACCAGACGUGCUGUGCUGCAUUCACCGUCAUAAGAAAAGAUCGCAAGGUGCUAUGUUUAGGAAUCAUACAAAGCCUGUUCGAAGGUGCAAUGUAUACAUUUGUACUUGAAUGGACACCAGCAUUAUCUCCCCCUAUUGAUCCAACUGAUGAAGUUACACUGGCUCAUGGUAAUGAGCGAGUCACUAUUCCUCAUGGAUAUGUAUUCGCUAAUUUCAUGGUUGCUAUCAUGAUUGGUUCAUGUAUUUUCAAGUUGCUGCUAGUCCAUUUACCAGUAGAGUCAUUUAUGAGGCCAGUUCUUCUAAUUGCAGCCGGAUCAUUAGCAAUGCCAGUUCUUUUCCACGGGGAGCAGAUGCUAAUCUUUGUUGGCUUCAUCAUCUUUGAGGUUUGCGUCGGAAUCUUCUGGCCAGCUCUGAGCACAAUGAGGGGCAAAUAUGUUCCUGAAGAAGCCAGGUCAACCAUCAUGAACCUCUUUAGAGUACCGCUGAAUGCUGUUGUAAUACUAAUACUACUACAGGUGAGUAUCUACAUGCUAUCCUGUAUGCUAUCAAUUGUUGGUGAAGAUAUGGCUAUGGAAGCUUUCGAUAUGGAUCUCUUGCACCCAGAAAUAGGCGAUAUCACUGGCCUGGAUGAUCUGCUGAGUUUUAAAUCUCCGGUGGAAGAUUCCAACGCAGAGAUGGAGUGGCUGGAUGGGUUUCUAGAUGACAGUACACCCGUUCUCAAUGACAGAAUGAUGACAGACGCAGUUCCUUCUCCACACAUCAAGUCGGAGCACAGCUACUCGAUGGCAGAAGGCAGAUGUAGUAGUGCACACCUUCAGCACGACCGACUCAUUGAUCUUGAACUGCACAGUGAUAAUCUGACUGCUGAGCUGGAUGUUGAUCUUCCGUCAUUCCCCCCACAUCUACAUGGCAAAAUAAGGCGACAGGUCAUCGCACAUGGCAACAGAGCCCCCGAAAUGGUCAUUAAACAGGAGCCAGGCGAAAGCAAAACUGUGACAGGAGUCUGUGUGAUAUUACAUGGAGUGCCAUAA